Gavia stellata (red-throated loon) is the source of this 1811-nucleotide messenger RNA. It is a transcript of the gene EIF4EBP2, whose product is annotated as eukaryotic translation initiation factor 4E binding protein 2. The record is from RefSeq and is a predicted model, not a curated record. The transcript is spliced from 3 exons. NCBI's taxonomy places the organism in Eukaryota, Metazoa, Chordata, Aves, Gaviiformes, Gaviidae. Gene Ontology annotation, molecular function: eukaryotic initiation factor 4E binding. Gene Ontology annotation, cellular component: cytoplasm. Gene Ontology annotation, biological process: negative regulation of translational initiation. Bases 1 to 348 code for a protein of 115 amino acids.
AUGUCGUCCGCCGGCGGCCGCCAGCCCAGCCAGAGCCGGGCCAUCCCCACCCGCACCGUGGCCCUCAGCGACGCGGCGCAGCUCCCCCCGGACUACUGCACCACCCCCGGCGGCACCCUCUUCUCCACCACCCCGGGAGGCACCCGGAUCAUCUACGACCGCAAGUUCCUGCUGGACCGCCGCAACUCCCCCAUGGCCCAGACCCCGCCUUGUCACCUCCCCAAUAUUCCCGGCGUCACCAGCCCCGGCUCGGCCGGCGAGGAGCCCAAAGCGGACGCCAACAGCCUGAACCACCAGGAGGGGAAGCCAUCCAUGGGGGACGACGCUCAGUUCGAGAUGGAUAUCUGAGCGGGAACCACGGAGAGGCAGCAACUCCCCAGACCUGUGCACACCCCAUUCGGCUUAGCAGGAUCCCUCCCGGCGAGGCGGAGGCGGUAGCGGUCCCCGCCAGCGUCCCCCUCCCCGCCCGCCUCCCCCGACCCCUCUUUCCGGGGAGCGCGGUCCUGGCUUCACCCCCUUUACGGGUGACCGGGCCCAGCAUCUGCCGGACGGAGCAUCCCUUCCGGAUCCGGCCCUAUUCCUCCUCCUCAUCCCACCAGCAGCCUGAUUUCGACCGGGCUUCUUUUUAAAACAUCCCUUUGCCUCUUCUGCCGCCUCAUGCUCUCCCCCCAAAAAAACCCCAAACCCUCCCGUUACCCCAAACCCCCCGUUACCGGCAGCUUGGCGGUCCGGAGCUGCGUCGCCCUCUUUGCCCCUUCUCCCGGAAAAUUUGGGCAGCCUCUCGGGAAGAGGGGGAAAGAGUCGCUCUAAAAACCCAGCGCCCACUUGCACCCCGGGGCGGGGUUUUUUUUUGGUUCCCCCGGGACCGGCUGGCAUUCGGUGGGGGACAACGUUGGCAGCCUGUUCCCUUCGGUGCUCCGGGGGUCUGAGUUAGUCCCCGACGGUGUCGGGCAGCGCACCCGCAUCUCUCUCCUACCCGGAUUUCUUCCGUCUCGGUCCUUCGACGGGGGGCUGCGUCCCCGACCCGCCAGCCAGGACUCGGAGCGGUGUAGCCAUAUGUUACACAAAACCCCCCUUGCUUUUAGUUUUUUGGUACUAAAAAGGGGCACUUUACUGGCAACGCUUCUUUUUUUCGGGCUGGGAAAGUGCUUUCAAGUGCUUUAUUUUUUUUUUUUUAACCCCCCCUUUUUAAAAUGUGAAUAAUACAGAAGCGAAAUCCCUCGGUGCCGUUGGAUGUCUCAGGAAUAGCUGGGCGCCCGGGGAGGGGAACGCGGGGUGAGAUGCCGCAGGGAUGCGACGCUGCGGCCGGGAGCAUCGCAGCCGCACCCGGGGUGCUCCGGUUGCAGGGUGCCGGCGUCGGUGCCAUCCUCCGCUUGCUUUUUGCGCCGGGGCUUCCCUCGGCCGGCUCGUGCUGCCGCCGAUAAAGGGUUUCCCCGUUAAACUGCCCGCCUGCGGCGGCUUUGCCGGCCUGGCACAUCGUGGCCAUCCUGCCUGUGCCCGGCAUCUUGAAACCCCCCCGGCGUUGGGAUUAUUUUUUUUUUUUCUCCUCUCUUGGUGCGACUCUCGCCUCGAAGAGCAAUGUUUGGUGAGGGCGUGCGUGGUAGGGGACGCCGCGGCCGUGCCGUGUUGUGCCCCCCGAGCCCGCCGGUCCCCCCCCAUUAUUUUUUUUUACUACCUGUUGGGAGCCGUCAACAGCUUCGCAACCUUCUCAAGUGCCAUUUUAUCAGCCCCCACCUGAGUGCCUGCUCCAUCCAUCCUCCCUCCCUCGCCGGGGUCCCCCCUCCCCGGUACCCAGCCCCGGGGACCCGCUG